UUUCCUGACGCUAUAAAUUUUACAGUCUCUCAUGAAGAUGUGUUCUACUGCUUCGUAUAAACCGAAUCAGCGCCCGACGCAAGGCCAUCCUGAAGGGGUCCAUGGUCAAGGAGGUUAUGGUUCUGUAUUAGCCUCCUUGGAUUCUUGGUCGUUGUGGAUAUGUAUAGGCGACUUGUUCAAGCAUAGAUAUUAAUUUGAUCCUGCCGUCCAAUGUAUACAUACAUAUAUACAUAUGCGUAGCAGGCUGUCCAGAUCUAAGCACACGCUCUGCAGGCUGCCCACAUCACAAGACUUGUUCCUACCUAACCCAUGUAUAUACAUACAUAUACAUACAUACAUGACACUAUGGCAGGAUCUCACUAUAAAUACUAGCCUCCAUUAUUGUUUAGAGAUCGCAGUUGAAGCAGCACAGCAACCAGUUCCCAAAGCUUGACAGCCAGCACGUUCCUACCAGUGUCAACACUGCUUGGUAACUCGUUUCAGUACGGUGAAAACGGAAAUAGACAAUGGUGGCCAUUCGUGUGCUGCUCCUUGCAGGAGCUCUCUUGGCCUUUGCAUGCUCACAGCAUGGCGUCGCCGCCUCCGACCCCAGCCUUCUCCAGGACUUCUGUGUCGCGGACAAGGUGUCUCAAGUGCGUGUCAACGGGCUGCCUUGCAAAGCUGCGAACGAAGUUGUCGCCGAGGACUUCUUCUUCUCCGGCCUCCAUAUGGCCGGCAACACGGCCAACAAGCAGGGCUCGGCGGUGACCGCCGUCAACGUCGCGCAGAUCAGCGGGCUCAACACCAUGGGCAUCUCCCUCGUCCGCAUUGACUAUGCGCCAAAUGGCCUCAACCCUCCUCACACCCACCCGCGCUCCACCGAGAUCUUGACCGUGCUAGAGGGUUGCCUCCACGUCGGCUUCGUGACCUCGAACCCUGAGAACAGACACUUCACCAAGGUUCUCGCCAAGGGAGAUGUGUUUGUGUUCCCCAAGGGCCUCGUCCAUUACCAGUUCAAUAAUGGGAAUACUCAUGCGGUGGCCAUCGCGGCGCUGAGCAGCCAGAACCCUGGAGUGAUCACGGUAGCCAACGCGGUGUUUGGAUCGGAGCCUGCCAUCUCAGAUGAUGUUAUUACCAAGGCCUUCCAGGUGGAGAAGAACACGGUAGAUUGGAUCCAAGCACAGUUCUAAAAAGUCUUGUGUUGCGGCGUUUGUUUGUUUGUUUGUUGAAGUACUAUUUUAUCUUUAGCUUCAUUUGGAUUGCAUUGCAUGUUCUUCAUAAGUAUUGUAAGUUGAGGAUUUUUAAUCCUCAUGUGUAUGUUCUUUACCUAUGUAACAUUGAUGUAUUGUGGUACACACCUCUAUUUGUUUAUUGCAAAGGCAAAUUAUUUGUUAAA
Messenger RNA from Aegilops tauschii subsp. strangulata, 1375 nucleotides. Its product is annotated as putative germin-like protein 2-2. Lineage: Eukaryota; Viridiplantae; Streptophyta; Magnoliopsida; Poales; Poaceae. Gene Ontology annotation, molecular function: manganese ion binding. The record is from RefSeq and is a predicted model, not a curated record.